Mycena citricolor is the source of this 4280-nucleotide messenger RNA. Lineage: Eukaryota; Fungi; Basidiomycota; Agaricomycetes; Agaricales; Mycenaceae. The record is from the annotation of a GenBank genome assembly.
CGCAGAUAUUGAUGGCAUGUGUUUCUCACUGUUGAUGCCAUCAUAUGAAGUCGAGAGCACUUGCCAAGCGCUCGAGUGUCUGGUUCGUGCAGAUGCAAAAACCAAGAGACUGCUCAUAGAAAUUUAUUGCGAUCUCAGGAAGGCUCUACCAUGUGUUGACCCUGCAUAUUCAGGGAUGGCAGUCCACUACGGAUCCUCAAUGGGCGCCUCGGACUCGCCAACCAGUUCCCUAGAUCUGCUCUCUCCACACGUAAUUCCUUUACCACCAGUGCUUUCGAGCCAAGCUAGAUCCGUGCAUUCAAGACUUCAUCAAGAUCACGUGGACCAAUCAGUAUGAGAUUACUCCAUAUGGUAAGUCCCGACAAGCGUCGCGCAUCUUCGUCUCGUCAUCUGUACAUUGACUGUGUGCUAUCGUCAUUCUCUUAGAUGGCACCUCUACGAGUUCGACAUCCCAAGGGAGUAUCUACCAUCCAGGUUCCUCUCGAUCGAGAUGAUUUCACGGUUCAAGGCAGGUCUCAAGUCUCCGAUCCAAAUCCCUGCAGUCCCCCUAACACCCGCGCUCUGGCCCGAUCUACAGAUCUGCAACAAGAAAUAUUGAAAGUGUCCGACAUUCUCCCCAGCAGGCAACUAGGUACACUUGUUCCUGCUUGAUCUCGGCGCCCCCUCACGCCCUCGUCUCAGUCAAGGGCGGGUAUCCUCCGAGAACAUUGACACUCAUACCCGAGCUUCCUGUGACCAGUCUGGGUCUCGCCUCUGGCGAGCAACUCAUUGUCAGCGAAGAUGCUGGUUCUGGCCCGGCUUCUGUGCCUUCCCGUCCUACAACUUCUCCGUUCUUGAACCCGACCACUACGAACCCAUCUUCGGCUGUCCCUCCACCACCUGCUGUGCGCCGACCAUCGGCACCCAAGGCAGCCGCAUCCGACGCUCCUGAUGCUGUCGAGACCGACGGGUCGUACCUGGUGCAUCGGGUGGUCCCCGACGACAACUCGUGUCUCUUCUCUUCCGUCGCGCUCGUCUUCGAGCAGGACAUCAAGAAGGCGCCCAAGCUGCGCGAGGGUGCGCUCAACCGCCGCCGCCAUGCGUCCACGCAUCCCUGACACACAGCCCAGUGGUCGCCAACGGCAUCCGGAACGACCCCAUGACCUACAGCGAGGCUAUUCUUGGGUGCGCCAGGUUCCCGCAAUGUCUCUCAUCGCUGAGACACAUGGCCCAGAAUGCCGCCCGACCGGUACAUCGCCAAGAUCCUGCAGCCCAACACGUGGGGCGGCGCCAUCGAACUGGCCAUCCUGGCGUCGCAUUACGGAACUGAGAUCGCGAGCAUCGACGUCGAGACGGGUCGGAUCGACCACUUUACACCCAGCGGGAACGAGCAUCCCGAGAACCGGUGUCUGGUGAUCUACUCCGGAAUCCAUUACGACGCCGCAAGUCUGGCGCCGAUGGUCGAUGCGCCGAGCGACUGGCACCAGACAGUGUUCCCAGCACGAAAUGCGGACAUCAUGGAUGCAGCCAAAAAGCUCGCCAAGAUUCUGAAAGACAAACACAAGUACACGAACACAGCAACGUUUGAUCUCAAGUGUCUGAUCUGUGACAAAGGCCUCAAAGGCGAGAAAGGCGCUCAAGCCCAUGCAUCGGAAACAGGUCACACUCGUUUCGGUGAAUACCAAGCCUGAGUUGUCCGCAUAAGCUCUUCACAGCGCGCCUUCGAUCUCCAUGACGAGCGGACAGUGGUCGGAAGCCCCGUAGAUUUCGCCUCGGAUUUCACACUGCCAGUAGACAUCAGGCCAUGGCUCGUUAAGGAUAAAUGCGAUACCAUACCAUCUUGACCUUACUUGCGAUGCGCUCGCUCAAGACAACUGGGGGAAGACCAUGCAUGGGCUCGGUGCCGAAACUUGGGUGGAACCCACUCACACAUGUCCAGCCUCCAUCCGAUCCCUUUGAGUCGGCAGUUGAACCGAUACGAGAAGUAUGUGUACUGUCUUUCCGUGGGGUGCAACUGCCUCCACACAUCGACGAACGUGGCAGCAUCUGCGACGUCUUCGGGCGGUUCAAUGAAUCGUUUGAACGCAGUCGUCUCCGCUUCCGUAUACCCAGCUGUCUUGUUCCAGUUGGAUUUAGCAUUCGUGAGAUCUGCUUCUGUCGGAGCAACGUUCAGGUCUCCCGUCCAGAUGACAGGCUUCCGCUUGUCGAGAUCCCGCACGUAGGUCUCAAAAUGAGUAUUCCACUCUUUCUUCUGGUCCAAGGUCUGGGGUUUCCAUCGUAAGCUUGGAGAGAACCGACCAAUCCUUAGCGGGACACACGCGCCUUCAAAUCAGAACCUGCGUUCACCGUAUACGUGCCGACCACGAAACAGUUCUCAAACUCCAUCGUCACGAUCCUUCCCUUGACAAGGGUGGGGUCGGGGUGCCCCGGCAGCGUGGAAGUCACGCUCAGAGGCUUGUGCUUGGACAAAAUCGCGGUCCCAGCUAUGUAGCAUGAAGGGGAUUAAAACGCGUCGCACGCGUCUGCAAUGGCUCACAGUAGGUUUUCUUGGCAGAGAUAGACCAAUGCCAAUAAGGGAAACGCGCUUUGAGCGCUAGAUCCAUGCUCGGUUCGUCAUUGACCUGUCGGAUGUCACACAAUGCCCAGCGCGCGCUGCGAGCAGGGGCCGCCGCACCUUCGUCUCCGUGAGCACCAAGACAUCCGGGUCCUCCGCGUCGAUGUAUCUCUGGAACCCCUUCUUCCGACUCGCUGCCAGUCCACAUACGUUCCAUGUCGCCAGUCUAAGAGUGCCCGGGAUGCGUUCUGCCAUCACCGUACGCGUGGUUCAUGAGAUGUCCCACCCUGCCACGCUCACAUACCUGGGAAGACGAUGGUGUCAGGCACUACUUUGUUCGUCGGCUGAGAGCUUCCGGCCGAGGCAGACGGAACGGCUUCGGCUACCCUUGCUUUCUUCGACGUUUUGAGCGAUUCGUCAGCCGAGUCAGCCGAUUCUUCCGCCUUCCUUUUGCUUCUGCUACUGCUGCUGGUCGCUGCGCGUCUUGGUGGCAUCGUCCCUCUGGGCCAGUGCACGGUGCGUGCGAGUUGGCGGAGGCCAAAGAUUAGAGGCGACAUCACGCGCAAGUCACGUGCCUUGAACAUUGUUGUAACAAGGACCUACAGAAUUUACCCUUGAGCCUCGUGUUAACCUUUCACUUCUUCCGCCCCUGGACCGUUCCUUGGCUUCUUAUCUCAUAUUUCGUCCAGGCCAUCCAUCGAACUCAUUUAUUACUGAGAAUGCCCCUCACGCUGCGUGGGUUUUCUGCCUGGAUCGAGGUGGACGGAGAGCCGGCACACCAGUUCCUGGAAGCCACGGAUAUAGUCAACUCAAAAGUGUCGUGCUGGAUUGCGGGGGAUUCUGGACAGAAGUUCACGGUGCAUUGGAAGGACCAUGGUGGGAAGGUGGACAGCUGCGCCUUCAUCACCCUCGACGGAUUGGUUGUCCCCGGACGGUUCCUGUUUGGACAAGGCGAGGCCUCGAGAGGCGGAGUGCGGUCUGGACCGGCGUCGGAAAGGCCUUUCACUUUCAGCACAAUCGCACAAGACACUGGUGCCGACCAACCAAACAACAAAGAUGCCGGGAUGAUCGUCGUGCGCAUCAAGCGGGUCGACCGGGUGUUCGCCCAGCAGCCUGCUAACCCGAUUCAAUCGCUGCCGCCGACUGUGCUGGGUAAAAGAAAGGCGGGAGAACUGUGCGUUGGAUUCGGAGACGAGCAAGAAACAUUCCAACAGUACGGGACGACAUGGGUCACCAAGCCUCACGCAGCGGAUGCACACAACGGCUCCAACAAAUAUCCCACCUACGUCUCGUUCGUGUUCCGCUAUCGCACUGCCGACUGGUUGGAGGCGCAGGGCAUCAUGACAGAAGCACCGGAGGCGACGCCGGCAAUUACACCCGCCGUGUCACCGGCACGAGCAGCAAAGGCGCGCGGGCCCAUGCGACGAGUCUCGAGCGCUCCGUCUGCAGCGACAUUGAAACCGGGGGAAUCGCAGAGGCGUCCCUCGCUCAUAACACCUGCGCCGAGUCUUAGUCCACCCGAUCCACCGAAGAAAAAGCUGAAGCCAACGUUGUCUGCGACUCGCCGACCUGGGCAACCGCAAGCACGAAGAACAGCGAGUCACGGAGCUACGGUCCCCACUGGCUCGUCGCUAUCCGGAUUCGAACGCGUCGAGGAAGAGGAAUGAACUUGAAGGAGAUCUGCGGCGUAAACUUUAUUACUUACCUCCUAUCUGUACCAUCAGCUGUUUUCCCAGGGCGUUUUCCA